AUGUUUAGCAGCGCUUUGUUUCUCGCCGCUCUCUUUGCGCACUCCAACGGCACGCCCCUUGCUUCCUCCUCAGCUCCCAGGCCCCGCGCGGUAGCAGUGCCUCCCCCCAGCGUCGAGUUUCUCGGCAGGACGACAUCCAACUUUCCCAACGUGUUCCGCGAUGGCGGCGGCGGCGGCAGGAUCAACGGCCUCAACAUGAUGAUCUUCUCGGACGGAAUCUACACCAAGGACGGCCGGCCGCCGGCCGAAGACUUCUCCAACUGGGCCAACUUCUCGUCCAACUCCAUCGCCGUGUCCGACUGGCACGGCGAGGGCGUCACCAAGCUGUCCGACUUCGGCACGCCCGACAAGGGCCCCAACCAGAUGGUGCCCUUCUUCUACGCCGGCGGCGAGGACGACUACAAGACGGGCAUCUGGCCCAACCAGGGCAUCGCCACGCUGUGCGGUGGCAUCUGCGGCGUGUCGUUCCCCGAGGUCGUCGACCGCCAGCACCCUGGUAACGGGCUAGCCAGCCUGCUGUACAACACGGCCAUCAAGAUCUCGCUGACGGGGUACGAGCCCGUGGUCGAGCGGCCGACGCAGGCCCUGUUCAACAACGGCGAGCCGCUGUUUGGCUCCUUCGGCACCCUCGUCGGCGUCGACGGCUUCCUGUACACCUUCGCCGCCAUCUCCAAGACGGCCGACGACGCCAACCACGGCCUCAAGAUGGCCCGCGUGCCCCAAGCCGCCUUCGCCGACCGCUCCCAGUACCAGUACUGGGACGGCGCCGCCUGGUCCCCCGCCAUCCCUCCCUUCGCCGACGGCGGCCACUCAAACAUCCUCAGCUGGAGCUGGGAGGGCUUCGGCGUCAAGUACGGCCCCGGCAGCGGCGACCUCUUCUACAGCCAGCUCUACGGCCAGUACGUCCUGCUGUUCAUGUCGGGUGCGCCGGCCCUGGAUGCCCAUGCCUACAUGUCGUUCAGCACUAAGCUCGAGUCGGGCUGGUCGAAGCCCGUCCCCAUCUACGAGCUCCCUCCCGUCGCUGACGGGUACAAUUAUGCUUUCCACGCGUAUAGCAACUACGACCCGACCGGAAAGACCAUUCCCAUCUCGUGGUCGCAGUGGGGACAGUCGGAGUCGUACCACGUUGGUAUGGCUAAUCUUCAUUUCUCGUGAUCUGGCCGGCCUCUGGUGAGUAACUCGUCACUGUUUCAGUAUUUGCCUUGAUGCAAGCUGUCCGAGAUUAUCUCUCCUUUGUUUCAAACUUUGUUCAUUUUCUUCCAUCUUCGUUUCAUAUUUCUUUUUUCGUCUUUCAUCCGGGCAUAGCGGUGGUCAUCGGUUGGUUAGACUUUGAUUGGUUAGAUACUCCUUAGACAGAGAACAGGUCCCGCUUGGGAGAGGCGUUGAGGUUUUGGUCAAUGGCGCAUAUUGGAAAACGUGGCUUGUCAUUAUCCCUGCUAUAGAAUUAAAUUUUAGUGUUUCAAUGGAC
Lasiosphaeria miniovina is the source of this 1468-nucleotide messenger RNA. RefSeq lists its product as uncharacterized. The record is from RefSeq and is a predicted model, not a curated record. NCBI's taxonomy places the organism in Eukaryota, Fungi, Ascomycota, Sordariomycetes, Sordariales, Lasiosphaeriaceae. The transcript has 2 exons. Bases 1 to 1155 code for a protein of 384 amino acids.